UGAUAACGUUGGCACUUCAUAUGCGCCAACACGUGUGCCCGGCGCAUAAGAAGCAGCUUCUGCAACUGUAAGGCAUAGCUCAGAUGCAUACUUUUAGCUAGUAAGCUUUAAUCUAAGUGAGAUAUUCAUGAGAAAAGCUUUUGAGACCAUGUCUCCAAUCGAAAACGUCGCGGUAGUAGGCGCUACCGGUAGCAUCGGUCGCCGUGCUCUUCCAGCUCUCCUGGACGCCAACUUCACGGUAACAGAUGUCAUGUACACGAGUGAGGGAAAAUCCUGUCCACCACAAGUGAGAGUAGCCGUCACCGACUUCAGUCCCGAGUCGCUACAGGGAGUGUUCACAGGACAAGAUGCCGUGCGAUGCGACUUGCGUCACGCUGUCUUUGAUAGGCAGAUUGAUGUGAUCAAUGCUGCAGCGAAGUCAGGUGUAAAGAGGCUCAUUCCCAGCGACAUUGGGACCUCCAAGGGACCCAUCGAUGUACCAGAGUACCGCGCUAUUCUGGGAAAGAAGGCACAGGCGCAAAACCUAUUGGAAGAAAUGGCCAAGGAGAAGAGUGCUUUCACCUGGACCUCGUUUUGGAAUGGACCGCUCCUAGACAGGUCGAUGGCAUUGUUCCCAGACUUUGGUUUCGACCUCAAGAACCACUCAGCCACGAUAUACGACUCCGGGAAUGAGCUUUUCACCGCUAUGAGCAUCGGCAAGACUGGCAAGCCUAUCGCAGCUGUUUUCAAGCAUCCUGAAGAAACGAAGAACCGAUAUGUCAGGCUCUCUGCUCCAACGACCUCUCAACGAGCAAUCCUCGCGGUGUUGGAGAGACUGACGAACACGGAAUGGGAUACUGCUACAGUCAGCACUCAAGAAGCCAGGCGGCAAGGCAAGAUCAAGGUGCAGAAUGGUGACUACAAAGGGGCACUACAAAGGGGCACUACAAAGGGGCACAUGUUGGUUUUCUCGUGGCUCAGCUUUGUGAGGAUGGAGCCCGCAGAUCUGUCUUGGACGGAAUAG
Molecule: messenger RNA, 1003 nt
Organism: Colletotrichum godetiae
Lineage: Eukaryota; Fungi; Ascomycota; Sordariomycetes; Glomerellales; Glomerellaceae
Exons: 3
Coding region: 128-1003 (291 amino acids)
Source: RefSeq, a predicted model, not a curated record